AUGGCCGCUCCCGAUCCCGCUCCGACUCAAGUCAACGGCGCGAGCAAGAUCUCGGAGCCGGGCCAGCCCCAGUCUCAGAAACAACCUCUCCGAAACGGAGCAUCGCCAGGGGUCGAACAACAAAACCUAUUGUUGACAGGAAAACAAGAGCAUUACCUGAAGCGCGAACUUAUCUCAGAGCAAGUCAAAUGGGAGAUCUCAGAGCUCAACUCUCCCACGGCCCUUCGCCGGUUUGGCGCCCCUUUCAAGUCCGAUGUGGGCGAGGUGUCGCCUCUAGACUCGGAGUUGCCCAUUUUGAGGUACAUCUUCGUCCACCAUAUCCGAGAGUUUCCCUUUCUGGACAAAGCCAGAGAGAAGGAGUUUUGGCAGGAUAAGUUGCAAGUGUUCCUGGAGAGCUUUGCAAACAAAAACAUCUCGUCCUCGGAGGACCGCCUGGAAGAGACCAAGAGGCGAAAGCUCGCUAACAAGGCCAAGAAGCUGGUCGAGCUGAUGAUGGUGUCGGGUAUCCCGACUGCCUCGGGUUUUGAGGAGAGGAUAAGGUUCUCCGAAAUCGAAAUCGUCGACGCCAAUCCGACCGAGACGGGUGUCCUCACGACGCUCCCCGAGGGCAACUACUUGAACGGAUGGGACGUGAACGUCGCCGGUGUCCGGAUGAUCUCGGAACGGAGGAAGCUCCGGCACCGUAAGCACGCUGAAUUCAUCCUCCGGGUCAAGAGGAAAAACGGCGCCGAAUAUCACAUUGGCCGGCGAUACGGAGACUUCGCUCGAUUACACAAGAGGCUACACACCGAGCUCCCAGGGAAGAUCCUCCCCUCCCUUCCGCACAAGAACAAGUCGAACAUGACGGCCCUUAACAUGGGAGUUAGCGUCGAUGGCAACAAUUCGGAUACGGAGUCUGUUUGGUCUGUCUCGACUCAGCUUCGGAGUAGACAUUCGGCCAAUGGCUCCAUCCAUUCGACGCAGUCGGCUCGAUGGAGCAGCACGGCUCACAGGCUAUCGAUUAAGGACCAAUCGAGCGACGGGCUUUCUCCUCGGUCAUCAGUGGACACUAGGAAUGGGAGGUCUAAGACCCCUUCGCUCCGGCGUCCUGAAACUCCCCAAGCGCAAGAGCCUGUCAUAUUAUGGCGGGAGAGCCAGAGAGUUUCGCUGCGUGCUUUCCUACGGUCCCUACUACAGAACUCCCAGAUCGCCAACACUAAGGCUAUUGAGGACUUUUUGACAGCAGAACCGAUCACCUUGACCGAUGAAGACCGCGAGGAUAUUGCUCGUCGGAAGCUGCUUGAUCAACGGCGAGUAGAGGAGCAGAAGAGGUUCUACGAAAUUGCGAGGAAGCGUGCGGCAGAGCUGGAUGUUUACAUGGAACAAUUCCGUCAAGACAUAGUAGAGCGGAACGGUUUAACCAUGCUCUUCAAGGAGAUCCGGGAAAAGGAAACCAUACAAGACCUGAGCCUGCAGUAUCAGAAGUUUGCCGAAUGGCUCCGCAUCGAGGUUGCAGCAACUAUCUACCAUCUCUUCCUCGCUGAAGAUAACUCGCCGGAGCUGUUCGCUCAGGCCAAGAAGAUUCACUCCCUGAUCCCAUACACUCUGAUGAAGAACGUCAUUCGUGUGGCCAACCCGGCAGCUGUCAUGUCUAGCAUCCUGGACAUCUUUUUGGCCCAGCCUUUCGGAACACGAUCUUUGAUGCAGCGCAUAUUCGCUUUAACGCUGCACGACGGGAUCAGGGGCUUCCAGCGAUCGAUCGAUAUCCUCGCGGAGAAGAUUGGCGACCCCAUCUUUGUGAGCAAGCUGAAGGCAUACACGGACGCCGAAGAGCAGGUCAAGGAAGCCAUCAGACAGGAAGCGACUGGCGAUGGGGUUGAUAUCAUUGUGGCCAUUCUCCGGUCUGAGCUCCUCGGGCCCCCGCUGGAGUCGGCCCAGCUUGAACAGUUGUGCAAUGCUUAUGUAGCAUUCAACAAUGCAGUGGAAAACGUGGAUGCGGACCUGCGGCAGGGCGCCGAGCUCUUCUCAUAUCUCAAGCAGCUGAUGAAGCUGUACAUGCGGCAACGCGACAAGGCGAUGAUGCUGAGCCUGAUCGAGGAGCCGGUGACGCUCCAGCUCUUCCGUGACCUGUUUACCAUCUUCUACGAGCCGCUCGUACGCGUGUACAAGUCGGCCAACGUUUACAACAGCGUGACGGACUUUGCGCAGUUUGUCGACGACCUAAUCCAGGUCGUGGAGAGGUGUCGAGACCAAGAUGCGUCCGCGGAUCCUAACCAGACGGUGCAGGCCUUCAUCGACCUCUGCCAGCGGCACGAGCAUAAUUUUUACAAGUUUGUGCACGAAGUGCAUACGCACGACAACGGCCUGUUUACUCAGCUCAUGGGCUGGAUCGAAGGCAUCCUCGAGUUCCUGCGCAAGGGGCCCAAGAACGGCGCGCUCGAUAUGAAUGCGCUGUUCGAGGAGGCCGUCCGUUCUGGACUGAUUGACAAGGACAAGGCCAUCGCUGAGAUCGAUCAGCUCAUUGCGUGGCAGGAAGCACGCAAGCGCUGGCAUCACAACAAAACUCGGCAGAAGAUGGCUGCUGAGGGGGGACCGCCGCCCGACGGAGCGAGCGAUGCGGUCAUGCCGGGUUUGACGGCAUUCCGGUCGGCAGACUUUGGCCUCGAUCAGGAUGAUUUGGCGGAGAUGGGGUAUGAUGAGGAUGAUUCGGAUGACGAGGAGCAAGCUGAGGAAGAGGAUGAGUUGGAUCCUAUUGAGGCGGAACGCAAACGGCGUGCGCGCAGACAGGAUCGGCUGAGGAGAAAUGCGGGCGAGCCCCAGAAGCCGGAAGUGUCGGAGGUGCAUAAGUUGAAGGCGAAUUUCUUGACUAUGUUGAGGAGGGUGCUGGCCGAGUAG
Molecule: messenger RNA, 2874 nt
Organism: Thermochaetoides thermophila DSM 1495
Lineage: Eukaryota; Fungi; Ascomycota; Sordariomycetes; Sordariales; Chaetomiaceae
Exons: 6
Coding region: 1-2874 (957 amino acids)
Molecular function (GO): phosphatidylinositol binding
Source: RefSeq, a predicted model, not a curated record